This is a messenger RNA of Xyrichtys novacula (pearly razorfish), 7649 nucleotides long. NCBI's taxonomy places the organism in Eukaryota, Metazoa, Chordata, Actinopteri, Labriformes, Labridae. The record is from the annotation of a GenBank genome assembly.
AUGGCACAGCUCCUGGUUUUUGUGUCACUACUGUUCGGCGCCGGUUUGCUUGAAGCGGCUCCAGCUGGACGAGGAGGCUACCUGGCGGGGACAGGUGAGUGGAAACUCCUCGAAUUAGCCUGCUGCCGAAGAGAACUCAGUGAAUAUGUCGACGUUUAUCCCUCUCAUGUACCACCGCUCACUGAAAAACGAACUCUUAAGUGUAGAUCAGGAAGUUUGGUUUACCAAGCCCUUUGAGCUGAAUAAACAUGAAAGCGGCUUCCUGAUAUGAGAGGCAGCUGUUUCUUAAGAUUCUUACAAAAAAAAAGGCUUUUUUUGGUGCUAUAAUGUUGGCCGAAUUUGAUAUUAGACCCUCUGGAUUUAAAUUAAGUGUAACAUUGAGUUGUGGAAGUUAUACUUAGUAUGUGACAGUUUAGAAAAACAAUAAAUCCAUAGUUUUUCAAAUGGAGUUCGGCAGAAGACGUUUUUAAAAGGACCCAUAUUAGGUUUUUUGUACAUUUAAUGAUGCUUAUCAUGUUGUUUUUCACAGCCUGAUUAAGUUCUUCAUUUAAUCCAGGAUAUUUAAAGAGUUUGUUUUACAAUUUGACAGUAAAUAAAAUGUCUUAGAUAAUAAAAAUAAACAAUUUUAGUCAUAUUAAAGCUCAUUUGCUCAUUAUGAAUGUUGUCCAACUCAUUUUAACCUCUACUUGUUAAAAACAUCACUCAUCUCUGACUAUUCUUCUCCAGAUGCAUGAGUGCUGUGACAAAAUAAGAAAUGCACGUCAUGUGUUGACUCACUAAAAUAUCUAUGACCAUGCAAAAAACCACAUCCACUCCAGAGACAUGUAACCACAAACCAGUCAUUUUAAACCAGCUUUAACUAUCUUCAUUCUAUAUUAACAGGUCGGUUCUGGCACAUCACUGACCUCCACCUGGACCCCACCUACCAUUUGGCCCCAGACCCCACCAAGGUCUGCUUCUCCUCCAAAGGAGUCCCGGCCACCAACGCCGGCGUGUAUGGGGACUUUCUGUGUGACUCACCCUACCGCCUAAUCCAGUCAGCCUUCUCUCACAUGGCUACACUCACACAGCCAGAGGACUUCAUCAUAUGGACCGGGUCAGUACGCUGAAGUCUCUUAUUCUUUUUAAGGCUUCAGACGAGGUCCUUGUUUGAACUCGGGCUGAAGUUACUGAAUCAUUUGCAUGUGGUUGCACCGACAUGGUCAGAAGUGCGACUAACAUCCUCAUAAAAACAGUCAUUGAGGCUUUGCACGAGUUUCAUUUCCUCUUCUUUUAUCGAUGGUGUAACUUGUGAUCUUCUGUUUGUGUAAGAGUGUAUGUGUGCGGUUACAAAGUGAAACCACUCUGAGGUUUUCGAUUGUGAGAAUGAGGAAGUUUCUAGUAAGUAGUGUCGCUCUGAAUCUUCCCCGCUGCCUCAGGGAAGUUCUUUGUUGUUUAGCUGUUGUUAAAUCAUAGAUGUAUGACACAGAUGGACAUUUUAUUGGGUUUAAACAUAAGUAUGGAGUAUUUUUUUCAGCUUUUUUAAACCUUGACAAUCAUAUUGUGCUAUUUUAUGUUUAUUCCCUUUUGAAACAUUUAUCUUUGUAAUGGCUUGGACAGCCACAACUUUAAAAUGAGAUAGGAAGCAUCUAGAUUCAUAAAAACAAAAGGUUUGUGAAUCCUAUUGUAAAUCAUGUUUUUAACUGAAAAUGCAAAAACAGCUAAUUAAAUGUUGAAAUUGAAAGAUUUUACAGUUCUGUGCACAACAAUUGCUCAUCAUGUCAUAUUACCUCGUAUUUUAACAACCUGCAAAUGUGUGGAAACUGAGUUUCUGGAGUUUAAAAAGUGAAAUGAGUUAAGAAGUAUUUCUCAUUUGAUCAAUCGUUGGGUGAAGUUGAAGGUUAAAAGUUGAAAGAAACUUUAUUGUCCCCAUGAGGGGCUUUUUGCAGCAAGCAGUAAUAAAAGACAAGUACGAUAUAAAAACACAGUUCUUUAUUGUACUUUGAGAGUACUUAACUAUGGUCUGAAAGUUUCUUAGCAGGUGUUUCUGGCCAGUUUAGCUGCCUGAAGGCCUAUAGAUCAGAGCCAUAAAGUCUUGGUUUUGGUCCUUGUCCCUUUUGUGCAGACAUUUCUCUAGAUUGUCUAAAUUUUUGAUGUACUAUAGAUGAGGAAACACCUACAUUUUUUGUACAUUAUAUGAUUUGCUCACACAGUUUCUUACAAAGUGGUUAACCUAUUUUCAGCUUAACUUGUCAGACAGAGCUGAACAGUUAACCAAAACAGAAGAGAAAUAUCUAUUUUUACAAUCAUGUUUUCAAGCAAAAGCUGCUGCUGAGAUUUAAAAAAAGAUUUAUUUUACUUGAGUUCAGUUGUAGAAAACAAGCUCACACCUCUGUACAGAUGUGCAGUAAAGUGUUGCGUCUUCCUUGUUUGCAUUCUCCAUACUAUCUGAUGUUUUCAUGUCUUUGUUUUGCUCCUCUCCUCUUGUCUUGAAUCAGAUUAUUUCCUGAUCUUGUUUGCACAGUUUUGACCUUUGGGAAGCUUUUGUAACACAUGUUUAUGGACCAGCAGUGCAGGAAUGGCAACUUUAGCUCUCUGAUGCGUAUAGCAGCAUGAGGACUUUGUUGAAUUUCCAAACUUUGGUAUAUUUAUGAGUCUUUUGGGAACCACAGUCUGCAUGCGUCUUCAACAUAAGCUGUACUGACAUUGAUAUAUUUUCUUUAGCAGUGUAUCCUGCGUCAUUGUCAGCUGUGGAAAACCAGAGUCACAUCAUCUCAGUUGUUGUCAAAUAUCACCGUCUCAGUCUGCACUUUUAAAUCAGGGGCAAAGAAGUCCAGUUCAAAGAUGUGAGUCAGCAACGAUAUCUGCAGGGUUUUGGUCUUUAUGGGAUUUCCUGUAAAAAGUACAGGACUGUAUGUGUUAUUUUUAUGUCAGCAAAAUCAGCAUCACUUCUUCUUUUAUUAUCUUUAUCAUGUUUAUUAUCUUUUGUAAACUAAAGUAGGAAAAUAUGUCGUUUCAGAGCUGAAUGGUGUUAAAGCAGCAUUUAUUUUAUGCUCUCAGCUGUUAGUAAUGCAUUUGAAGAUGAGUAGUAGAGCGAUAGAAUAUUUGUGAGUAAAUCAUCAGGCCUUAAACGAUGAAGAAGAGCCUUUAAGAUCCGGCAAACCUCAACUCCUUCAGCUGAAUUAGGAGUUUGUGGCUCUUUAUUAAUAAGCAGUAGGUUUAUGAAUCAUCCAACCUCAUAAGAUUACCGAACAUGCCAAAUGAAAUAACCCGCCGUUUAAUCCCUCUCUGCAGGGAGUCUCUUCUUUUCAAAGUUACUGUGGGGUCAGUUCUGAGCUUUGAUUUUUCUCUUUAAGGGAAAAUCCUGAGGAGUUUACUGAACGGCUGCAGCGUAAGAGUCUCACAAAGUCGGCAACUUUGAUGAUGUGACUAAUGAGAAACGCUGUGGGGUUGUGAAAAUGAGAAUUUUCCUGAUUUUUACUGGCAGUGCUGACAGUAACUUGUGACCUAAUGGAUGUCUUUGUAUGUAAAAGGAGUCACAGGGUAGAUCGUGUUUGCUGCAAGAGCAAACCUGGCAGAAGUCUCAAACUUUGUCUCUCUUAAAGCAUCAUGUUCAUUUUUUUGAAGUUUAUAAAAGUUUUUUCACAUUUGAUAGUCUGAACUUUGGCUGUCAGGUUACUCUGUCUUAUUCGGCCUUUCAGAUCUUCCCUUCUCAGUGUCAUUCUGGCCGUGUUUCUGUGCCUAAUCAUGCAUAAAUCUUAGCCUUUAUUUUAUCAAACAAAUCAGUUAAAAAAGACUCGCCCUCAUAGAGCUGUCACAAAUACAGAAAUGAGAUGUUCAGACCAAACUUGAUCACAGUAUCAGGCUGAAAACAUCUUUGAAAAUAGACAUUUUAUCUUGGUGUGCAACUGGGAUUCUUUGGCUUCUAGAGCCUCAAGUGGACACUUGAAGUACUGCACUUUUUGUACUCCAGCACUAGCCAAGGGUACUAUCAAGCACAUGGUUAAAAUAUUUCAAAACCUGAGAAGCUAUUGAUACAGAAUUUCACAUAAAAACAUCUGAAAAAUAUAUUCUUUAAAAAAUCAGUUUAACAUCUGACACUAAAAACAAAGUGGCUUUAGAAGAAACAGCAACAGCUGAAUGCUAAAGUGCUGAAUUUUCACGGUUUCACCAGAGUUUAGCUGCUUGAUAGAUGUUCAUAGAAACAUUGUCUUUGCAAGUAGAGUCUUCUCUCUGAUGGUGAAGAUUUCGUAACCAGGUGGAGAGAAGACCUUGAAUUUAUCCAGACCAGCUUAAUAAUGUUGGAUUUUAUUUUGUCUUUUCAACAGAGACAGCCCGCCUCAUGUCCCCGCAGCAGAGCUGUCCACAGAACUUGUGAUCCAGGUGAUCAGUAACAUGACCCAGACCAUCAGACAGCACUUCCCCAACCUGACCGUCUAUCCAGCUCUGGGAAACCACGACUACUGGCCGCAGGUAACUUCGAGUCUUUAUUUACAGGCUUUUAUUAAAGUACGAAUCUGAAAACAGUUGUUUGGGUAUUUGUGCCUUUACGAUUAAAUACACUUAAAGUCUGAGCAAAUUUAUAUUCAGUAUGAUAGUCUUUUAUAGUACUUAUUGAAAAAGGAGAAUUACAAAGAGAUUUAGCUUAACAAAAACUCAACAAUAACAUAUACAAUGUUGGGAGGAGGAAUAAGGAACAAUGGGGGUUAUUGACAAAGACGGUUCAUCGGAAAUGUAUACAAUCAAGGAAACAUCAAUGAUUCCAUUUUUUUAACAACUGGUAAGACUUUCAAGUUAAAUUUAAUUAUGUAACACGUAUUUUUCCAGGGCUGGUAAAGCAUAAUUUUGAAAUCACGAUUAAUCACAUGAUCAUCAAAAAUGUGUGAUCUAUUGUCCCCUCCCGAACACAGCAACAGUCGGUAGUUAGAGAAUAAUAAUAUAAAGGCAACACGGAGAGGAGCCUCCCUCUAGCGAUGCUAGUUGGUACUGCAGCUUUAUCACAUUUUAUAGACUUGGACUGUCCCAGUGGACCGAGGGUCAUCUCACAGACAAAGGCUGUAUUAUAAAGAUUACAGGACAUACGUGAAUUAAUGGACAAUCCAGAUUUUGACAAAUAUACAUGAUGAAAGUGAUCUGAGUGUCAAUAAUGGCAGCAAAUGACCCCCUUGUAGCCGUUACAUGAUUUCUAUUUCAUAUCAGUUCAAUGCUCAUACUUUCAAAAUGAUAACCUAGAGUCGUGAUAUUUUGGAUGAAAGUGCCUAAAAUUGCACUAGUGUUGUUUUUUGUAGUAUUUACACUCAGAUUUCAUGUUUUCACUGUAUUCCUCAGGACCAGAUGCCUGCCUCCACCAAUGAGAUCUACAAAGCUGCUGCAGAGCUGUGGAAACCCUGGCUGCAGGCUGACGCUCGGCUCACACUCUCACAAGGUCACAUGUUUGUAGAUGUAGCUGUUUGAGCCGCUCAGGCCUGCAGAAAGUGAACAUUAAAUCCAUAAUUGAUUCAUUGGGAUUAGAUUCUUAAAACUCUGAAACUAUAAUUUUUCAAGGUUUUUCCUGAUGCUUUGUUCUCAGCACUGAAUAAGCAUCUAUUUUUAUUUUCUUUCUCUUUGUAGGAGGUUUUUACUCGCAGCUGGUGAAGCCUGGUCUGCGGGUUGUGAGUCUCAACACCAUCCUCUACUACGGUCCUGACAAAGCCACAAAGAACAUGACUGAUCCUGCAGGACAGUAUGAGUGGCUGCAGAAGACUCUGGAGAAAGCCGAUCAGAAUCAGGAGAAGGUUUUAUAUUUUAAAUCCAGAUGCUUCAAAUUUCUUUGAUCACACAUAAACAUUUUCAUAAAGAACUGAACACCUUGACUGUUUGGAUUUAAACGAGCUUAACUUCUCCCCUCAGGUGUACGUGAUAGCACAUGUACCUUUAGGGUUCCUGCCCUUCGCCAGAAACACGACGGCUGUAAGAAAGAACCAUAAUGAGCGGCUGGUCGCCAUCUUCAGGAAUUACAGUCAUGUUGUCGCAGGGCAUUUCUACGGACACACACACCGAGACAGCAUCAUGGUGCUGCUGGACCAACAAGGUGAGAGGCAAAACAUUCAUUAAAUUUGGAAUUAUGGCCAUAAAUGGAAGAUUUGUAAGAUGUGGAAAAUUUAGUUGUUUUAUUAGUAGCAGAUCUGUAUCAUUGUGUUCCUCAAGGUUCUGUCCUGGGGCCCCUGUUGUUUUCUUUGUAUCCCCUCCCAAUGGGGCUUUUUGUAGGAACAUAUAGGAUAUAUGUGACGACAACAACAACAAGAAAAAAAGCAAACGAGUACCUUAGUGGAAAGAUAAGAAGUAAAAUGUUAAAUAAAAUCUUUGUAUCAUAAAGACAAUUUGUAUGUCACAUAUGCAGAGUACCUGUAUUGCGGUGUUCCUCAAGGUUUUGUCCUGGGGUCUCUGUUGUUUCCUCUGCUCCCACUGGGGCUUUUUUAAGGACAUUUCAGGAUAAUGUGCCUGUUUCUUUUUAUGUAAUCCUCUACUGCUCUUGAAACAUGCUAUAUUAAGUAAUCUAACUAACUUUCAGCCUUUAGCACCAAAUUUUAGAUUUUUAAUAAUAUUUUUAAUUAUUAGAAUUAAUGGCUUAAGACUGGGCGACAGUGGGCUACAGUUGCAGCUGUGGAGAAAUUUCCUGAAACAUCUGAGAUUAAAAAAUAGUGAUAUAGCCCUGUAAAAAGGGAUCUGAUGCCUGUAAUCAAUACCCUGAUAAAAUUUGUGUUUUUUUCCUGAAGGUAAACCGCUGAAUUCUCUGUUUGUGGCUCCAGCUGUCACACCGAUCAAAAGUGUUAUAGAGCCGUAUUCCAACAACCCAGCUUUCCGCAUGUACCUGUAUGACCCCAAGGACUUCUCUAUGUUGGUAAGACACACUUAAAAACUGCUCACUUAAACACUGAAAUAGUCCACUUCUGAUUUAUUGACCAAGAUAGCCAAGGAAAUCCUUUAUCGGCCCAAAUUAGGUCCAAAAUGUAGAAACAGACCUUCAUGUUUUUAAAGAUUUUUUUCACUUUCUAACCUUGCAGAGCAGAUAUAUUUGGAUGUAAGCUCACACCACAAAUUUUACUUACAUAACAGAUUCUAAAACUACAAAAUAAAACAGUUAAAACAAAAAAACGAGAGCUUGCCUGAGCUGGAAUUCAAACAUAAACAUUCAUACUACACAAUAACACACCGCUUAACUUUUUUCUCUUUCGAGAAACUCUGAAGAAAAAAGUCUCUUGCUGAUUUAUCACGGUGUCAAUCAACACACAAAAACAGCUCCUUGCAUUCAAAAAGACUUUUCUUCCUCCCCUCUUUCUCCUCCCUCUCUCCCACCUCUCUCUGGUGCUUUCUCCCCUCUAAAGGAUAUCUGGCAGUACUAUCUGAAUCUGACAGAAGCCAACGACAAACAAAGAUCUGACUGGAAGCUUGAAUAUAUCAUGACUCAGGCUUUUGGACUGACUGACCUGCAGCCGCUGGGCCUCCUCCAGCUGGGCCUGAGUUUCAGGCUACCGCAGACCGAAACCUUCCCGAAGUACUUCACUCACUACAUGGUGGGGUAUAACAGCAGCAUCACCUGUGAGGGAGCAUGUAAGCUCAGCCAGGUGUGCGCUGUGCUCUACCUGGACCAGCUGUCCUACUCCAAAUGUGUGGCACAGGGGGGAUGGUAA